Messenger RNA from Orussus abietinus, 478 nucleotides. Its product is annotated as 14 kDa phosphohistidine phosphatase-like. Bases 35 to 295 code for a protein of 86 amino acids. Gene Ontology annotation, molecular function: protein histidine phosphatase activity. Lineage: Eukaryota; Metazoa; Arthropoda; Insecta; Hymenoptera; Orussidae. Gene Ontology annotation, cellular component: cytosol. The record is from RefSeq and is a predicted model, not a curated record. Gene Ontology annotation, biological process: peptidyl-histidine dephosphorylation. The transcript is spliced from 3 exons.
CUGUUAAUCAGCUCAGAGUUAUCAGCUUCACGUUAUGUUUCCCGCGAGUAGGAGUCUCGUCGGUUACGUGUUCCGUGGUGCUUUGCAAGAUUCGAACCGGCAAAAGUUUUGGAAAGCGUUUACAUCUACUACCACUCACCCAACGAAAAUGACUACACCGUUGGACCAAGUUCCUGAUGUCGAUAUCGACCCCAGUGGCGUAUUUAAAUACAUCUUGAUCAAUGUUCACGACGAUAAGAACGACAAGAGCAAACCCAUCGUUAGGGGCUAUGCUAGAUCGACGUGGCAUGCUUGAUUAUUAGUUGAUCGGUACCAAAAGUAAUAAAUCUCAUAUGCAAUGCUAUUAAUUUUCAGCCAGAAUUAAAUAAGAUUAAAUAUAUUUCUUAUUCGCUAAAAUGGCUAUUAGUAAUUUCAUGUUUCUAAGAUAAUGGUAUUCUUACCUGCAAUGGAAGAUAUUUUAAAAAGUAUUCCGUUUCCU